CUUCAGUCCUCCACUUGCCGAAAAAUCACGAUGGGAGAAAACCCAUCCCGCCGUCGCUGCUGGGACUGGAUGGUGGUAUCCGGCACGAACCACUACGCCAAGAACCGCGCCUCCUUCAAGUCGUACCGCCCGGUGAACCGCAUGGUUUCGAAUGGAACGCUGUUCAUCGCAGGAGUCGGCACGGUGGAGCUCAGCGUGCGUGCCAGCCCGGCCAGAGGAUCCCCAACCCGCACUCUAGUCUUGGACAACGUUCUGCACAUUCCGAAGGCGAUCUGCAAUGGUUUCUGCUUCGGGCAGUACCAUACGAUCCAUAAAGGGACACCUUUCUGUGGGCUCGAGAAGCUGGCUCUCGCGGGGAAUCCGCAGGGAGAAUCUGAUCUCAAUGAGGAUGACAUCAACAUGCUCAGCCUCUAUAUUGACAAGCAGGAUCUCCAGAACAUCUUGCCGUCAGAAAAUCUCCAGUUGGACCGCCAGUUCAUUCGGGAUACUCUAUACGCGUGUCAGAAAUGA
This is a messenger RNA of Aspergillus japonicus CBS 114.51, 510 nucleotides long. RefSeq lists its product as uncharacterized. Lineage: Eukaryota; Fungi; Ascomycota; Eurotiomycetes; Eurotiales; Aspergillaceae. The record is from RefSeq and is a predicted model, not a curated record. The transcript has 3 exons. Bases 31 to 510 code for a protein of 159 amino acids.